Cygnus atratus (black swan) is the source of this 3963-nucleotide messenger RNA. It is a transcript of the gene SAP130, whose product is annotated as Sin3A associated protein 130. Bases 60 to 3239 code for a protein of 1059 amino acids. The record is from RefSeq and is a predicted model, not a curated record. Gene Ontology annotation, cellular component: Sin3-type complex. NCBI's taxonomy places the organism in Eukaryota, Metazoa, Chordata, Aves, Anseriformes, Anatidae. Gene Ontology annotation, biological process: negative regulation of transcription by RNA polymerase II. The transcript is spliced from 21 exons.
AAGCGAAGCUCGGGGCUCGGUUGCGGCGGGGCCGCGGCGCGGCGCGGGGCCAGGCGGCCAUGAGCUCGCAGCAGUUCCCCCGCUCGGGAGCGCCGCCCGCAGCCCUGGGACCAGCGCCGCCGCCCAGCCCCGCCAGCGGCCCCGCGGGGCUCGUCGGGACCCCGGGCACAGCGGGCGAUGAGCCCGGCCGCGACGCGGAAGCCGCCCCCAGGGAGCACCUGGGCGCCGGGGCGCCGCUGCCCGCCCGGGAGGAGAAGCAGGAGCCGGUGGUGGUGCGGCCCUACCCGCAGGUGCAGAUGCUGGCGCAGCACCACCCGGUCCCGCCCGGAGCCCCGGUGACCGUCACGGCGCCGCCAGCGCACCUGAGCCCCGCCGUGCCCCUUUCCUUCUCCGACGGGCUCAUGAAGCCUCCCUUGAAGCCCACCAUGCCCAGCCGGCCCAUUGCUCCUGCUCCACCCUCCACUCUCUCGGCUCCCACAAAGGUUCCUGGACAAGUCACUGUCACCAUGGAAAGCAACAUCCCACAGGCUCCGACAAUUCCUGUGGCAACAAUCAGUGGACAACAGGGCCAUCCCAGUAACUUGCACCAUAUCAUGGCUACCAAUGUACAGAUGUCUAUCAUCAGAAGUAGUGCUCCUGGGCCUCCGCUACACAUUGGAGCUUCUCACCUGCCCCGAGGUGCAGCGGCUGCUGCAGUGAUGUCGAGUUCUAAAGUAACUACAGUCCUGAGGCCAGCUUCACAGUUGCCAAACGCAGCUACAGCUCAGCCAGCGGUUCAGCACAUCAUUCAUCAACCAAUCCAGUCUCGUCCGCCUGUGACGACUUCAAGCACUAUUCCUCCUGCUGUGGUGGCAACUGUCUCAGCCACAAGAGCUCAGUCCCCUGUCAUAACUACAACAGCAGCACAUGCUACAGAGUCAACCCUCAGCCGACCCACGCUGUCUAUCCAGCAGCACCCGCCUUCUGCAGCUAUCAGUAUUCAGCGGCCCGCGCAGCCGCGGGACACGGCGACUCGCAUUACGCUACCGUCUCACCCGGCUAUCGGAACGCAGAAGCCACAGCUCCACACCAUGGCCCAGAAAACCAUUUUCAGUACUGGUACUCCAGUGGCAGCAGCAACAGUGGCACCUAUUUUAGCAACAAAUACCAUUGCUUCAGCAACCACGGCUGGUUCUGUUUCUCACACCCAAGCACCUACAAGCACCAUUGUCACCAUGACAAUGCCCUCCCAUUCUUCCCAUGCUACAGCUGUCACAACCUCAAACAUCCCAGUUGCUAAAGUGGUUCCUCAGCAAAUCACACAUACUUCUCCCCGCAUCCAGUCUGACUAUACAGCAGAAAGGAGUAACCUCAUACCCCUCUCUAGUCACCGGGCAUCUCCAAACCCAGUGGCAAUGGAAACCAGGAAUGACAACAGGCAGUCGGUGCCUGUCCAGUUCCAGUACUUCUUACCAACGUACCCACCCUCUGCCUAUCCUCUGACUGCGCACACCUAUACCCCCAUCACCAGCUCCGUGUCCACCAUUCGCCAGUAUCCAGUGUCCGCCCAGGCGCCCAACUCGGCCAUCACAGCUCAGACUGGCGUCGGGGUGGCCUCCACCGUGCACCUCAACCCCAUGCAGCUGAUGACCGUGGAUGCGUCUCACGCCCGGCACAUCCAGGGCAUCCAGCCGGCGCCAAUCGGCGCCCAAGGGAUCCAGCCAGCACCGAUCGGCGCACAGGGGAUCCAGCCGGCACCGAUCGGCACGCAGGGGCUGCACCCAGCUGCACCGAUCGGCACGCAGGGACUGCAGCCAGCACCAAUCGGCGCCCAGCAGCCCCAGGCCGACCCCAAGACCUCGGCAGUAGUCUUGGCGGAUGGAGCCACCAUUGUAGCCAAUCCUAUUAGCAACACAUUCAAUACAGCUUCUGCAGCAACUACAGUUGUUCAAACCCACAGCCAGAGUGCCAGUGCCAGUGCCCCAGCCCAGGGCUCUUCCCCACGCCCAAGCAUCCUCCGGAAGAAACCAACUACAGAUGGGCUGGCAGUCCGGAAAAGCUUAAUUCCACCUCAGCCACCUGAAGUAGCUAGCACGCGUGUGGAGAAUACUAUGCGGAGCACAUCUGGAUCACCAAGGCCUGCUGGUGCCAAGCCCAAACCCGAAAUUCACGUGUCCAUGGCCGCUCCGGUCACGGUGUCUAUGGAGGCAGUGUCUAACCAGGGCAGCGAGCAGCCCACCAUUGCAGUGCCCCCUUCCUCCCAGCAGCCCCCCUCAGCCAUCCCAACGAUCAUCGCAGCAGCCAGCCCCACCGCACAGCCCGCAGCAGCUCUGUCCACCAUUCCAGGAGCCGUCCCAGCUGCUCCACCGACUUCUACCACAAUUGUGGCUGCACCUGCUCCUCCAUCCACCAUGAGCGGUGCCCUUUCAGCAGUCCUGGGGCCUGCAGUACCGGAGAUAAAAAUCAAAGAGGAAGUAGAACCCAUGGACAUUAUGCGACCAGUAUCUGCAGUCCCUCCUUUGAGUACAAGUACUGUCUCUCCGUCUUUGGCAUUGCUGGCCAACAACCUUUCAAUGCCUCCAAGCGAUUUGCCACCUGGUGCCUCCCCAAGGAAGAAACCCCGCAAGCAGCAGCAUGUCAUCUCCACAGAGGAAGGGGACAUGAUGGAAACAAAUAGUACUGAUGAUGAGAAAUCCACUGCCAAAAGUUUGCUGGUGAAGGCAGAGAAGCGCAAGUCUCCUCCAAAGGAAUAUAUAGAUGAGGAGGGUGUGAGGUACGUCCCUGUGCGCCCAAGGCCACCUAUCACACUGCUUCGUCAUUACCGCAAUCCCUGGAAAGCUGCUUACCACCACUUCCAGAGAUACAGCGAUGUCCGCGUGAAAGAAGAGAAGAAAGCAAUGCUACAGGAGAUUGCCAAUCAGAAGGGUGUAUCCUGUCGUGCACAAGGGUGGAAGGUCCAUCUCUGUGCGGCACAGCUGCUACAGCUGACCAACCUGGAGCAUGACGUGUAUGAGAGACUGACUGCCCUACAGGAGGGACUCAUUCCUAAGAAAAAGGCAGCGACUGAUGAUGACUUGCAUCGAAUCAAUGAACUCAUACAGGGGAAUAUGCAGAGGUGUAAACUUGUGAUGGAUCAAAUCAAUGAGGCUCGAGACUCGAUGCUGAAGGUCUUGGAUCACAAGGAUCGUGUUCUGAAGCUUCUAAACAAGAAUGGAACUGUCAAGAAGGUAUCCAAAUUAAAGCGAAAGGAGAAGGUCUAAAGCCGGAAUAAUGACUCUGGAAAUGGAGAACGUGUACAGAAUGGAGUUGGAACCUUUUGUAGUUUGGGUUUAUUUCUAAGAAGAGCAGAAGAGCAUCUGAAUAAAACGGAUGAGUUUAGGGAACAGCUGGCAACAGGUGGACACGUGAAGCCAGGUGACCUGAAGGGAUUGUCAGUGAUCUGUCAUAAUGAACAACACUUUCUCUCAGGCUCAUCCUUUUUUUUUUUUUUUUUUUUUUUUUUUAGUCUUUGCGGUCCCAUUUGUUUAACCCUCCUGAUGUGUCAGUGCCUACUAAUUGGAACUAGUGCUGCAGUGUGUGGUGGACAGUGCUGUCCUUCUGUGCUGCAACUUAGGGGUUAAAUAUCCACCGGGUGUGUGAACAGCUGUAGUAGAUUCCGCAGGAGACAUCAAGAAGAACCGAACCCAGACAGCCGUGCUCUGAAGCGCUGAGAGUGACAGUGCUUUCAGUGACCCCAUUCAGUUCUUGUUCUUCUGACCUUCCAGUGUCCAAAGUAGCCUUCUUAAGCCAGUGCCACCGCGCUGGGAGAUCUGCCACGUUCAGAAUCUCCCAUGGUUCACAAGUCCUAGCUGUCAAUUUGAGAAACAAAGAGGAAAAAAAAAAUGGGGGGGAAAUCAUUUCAAAGUGAUUUUUGUAGUGUCUGUGUGUGUGUGUCUAUGUUGGUGUUCUGGGAUACUUGUUCUGAAGUACCUCUUGCGGCAGAGU